AUGAACCGCAGCCACCGGCACGGAGCGGGCAGCGGCUGCCUGGGCACCAUGGAGGUGAAGAGCAAGUUUGGAGCUGAAUUUCGUCGGUCUUCACUGGAAAGAUCAAACCCUGGAAAGUUUGAGGAGUUUUAUGGAUUACUGCAACAUGUUCAUAAGAUACCCAAUGUUGACGUUUUAGUAGGCUAUGCAGACAUCCACGGAGAUUUACUACCUAUAAAUAACGAUGAUAAUUAUCACAAAGCUGUUUCAACGGCCAACCCACUGCUUAGGAUUUUUAUACAAAAAAAGGAAGAAGCAGACUACAGUGCCUUUGGUACAGACACACUAAUAAAGAAGAAGAAUGUUUUAACCAAUGUGUUGCGUCCUGACAACCAUAGAAAAAAGCCACACAUAGUCAUUAGUAUGCCCCAGGACUUCAGACCUGUGUCUUCUAUUAUAGACGUGGAUAUUCUCCCAGAAACACAUCGUAGGGUCCGUCUUUACAAAUAUGGCACUGAGAAACCCCUAGGAUUCUACAUCCGGGACGGCUCCAGUGUCAGGGUGACACCCCAUGGCUUAGAGAAGGUCCCAGGGAUCUUUAUAUCCAGACUUGUGCCAGGAGGUCUGGCUCAAAGCACAGGACUAUUAGCCGUUAAUGAUGAAGUUUUAGAAGUUAAUGGCAUAGAAGUUUCCGGGAAGAGUCUAGAUCAAGUAACUGACAUGAUGAUUGCAAACAGCCGCAACCUCAUCAUCACAGUGAGACCAGCAAACCAGAGGAAUAAUGUCAUUAGGAACAGUCGGACUUCCGGCAGCUCUGGCCAGUCUACUGACAACAGCCUUCCUGGCUAUCCACAGCAGGUCGAACCGAGCUUUGAGCCAGAGGAUGAAGACAGCGAUGAAGAUGACAUUAUUAUUGAAGACAAUGGUGUGCCACAGCAGAUCCCUAAGGCUGUUCGCAACACCGAGAGCCUGGAAUCAUUAACACAAAUAGAACUCAGUUUUGAGUCUGGACAGAACGGUUUUAUUCCUUCUAAUGAAGUGAGCUUAGCACCCUUAGCAAGUGGCACAAAUACAGAAUUUGAAACGCGUGCUCCAGAUCAAAAACUCUUAGAAGAAGAUGGAACAAUCAUAACACUAUGAAACCAUCGCGUCUGAAUGUCUUCUGAGUGAGGAUGCCGUGGAGACUUGUAAAUUUGGCUAGUUUAAAGCAUAUGUACCUCUGAACCAGUGAUCUGGGCUAGGCAUGAAAAAACUAUAUUGCAAGCUUAAAAUGUUAUUAAAAUAGUAGUUUGAUAAUUAAUAUAAACUUCAGUGGGUCAGAGGUGAAUUUAAGUCUAAAACAAAGGGGCCUUUGCUAAUGAAAUGAUGUGCUUUUGCUAUUUUGUCUAUAGAGAACUGGAUGUUAGAGCACAUUCCCAGAA
Molecule: messenger RNA, 1400 nt
Organism: Lagenorhynchus albirostris (white-beaked dolphin)
Lineage: Eukaryota; Metazoa; Chordata; Mammalia; Artiodactyla; Delphinidae
Product: partitioning defective 6 homolog beta-like
Exons: 1
Coding region: 1-1119 (372 amino acids)
Biological process (GO): centrosome cycle; establishment or maintenance of cell polarity; regulation of cellular localization
Cellular component (GO): cell cortex; apical plasma membrane; nucleus
Molecular function (GO): protein kinase C binding
Source: RefSeq, a predicted model, not a curated record